AUGACAGUAUCAAGCACCGGUGGCCCUGCAUGGACAGUCACAGGACUAUCGAGCCUACUGCUCCCAUUCUCGCAACUAGCCAGCCAUAUCAUAUCCACCUUCAUCAUGACAAUUUUAAUAGCGUUUGCUCUCAGUUGGACUGCCCACGAUCCCAUCGAACGUGCCCAGAAAAAAGAUAAUAAGGAGAAGGCUCGUAGAAGGAUCUCAUCACCAGGCUCAUUGCUGUCGCUGCUUGCCGAAGAGUCGAAUGUCGAUGCAUCUAAAGCAUUAAAUGAUAUUGAUAAUUGUAAGACGACGCCUAGGAAUCCACCAAGGCCGUUAGUGGAUACUCUGGGAAUCAAAAUGUUGUUGGGGAAUCGUCGGAAUCAUGAACGGCCUGCGUUGAUGGAUCCAAACGUAGCAAAGAUGCGCAAGAUAUCCACCUCUGUCGAAUACUAUGCAACCUUCCAUGGCUAUGAGUGUGAUACACAUCGUGCGACCACACUUGAUGGCUUUUCGCUAUUGCUACAUCGAAUACGUGCCAAGAGCAGCACUAGUGCUUCGUCGCCACGUAAAGAAACGAUAUUGCUGGUUCAUGGACUGUUUCAGUCCAGUGGUGUGUUUGUUACGAAUGGACGGGGGUCUUUAGCGUUCUAUCUUGCUGAUUUGGGGUAUGAUGUGUGGUUGGGUAAUAACAGAUGCGUAGAACGAUUACACUGUGAAUUCAAAUCGUCAGAUAUUCGAUUUUGGGACUGGUCGUUAGACGAACUCGCUAAAUACGACCUCCCCGCAAUGGUAGACUACGUUCGCAGAGCCAGCCAGGUUGAAAAGAUCAUCUAUAUUGGUCAUAGUCAAGGAAACGCUCAAGUAUUCUUGGGACUGAAACUGGAUCCUGCAUUGUCAAACAAGAUUUCUUGUUUUGUUGCGCUGGCGCCCACUGCAUACAUUGGACCUCUUCUCAACACCGCCCCUCUGAAGUAUAUGGUGGCAAUGAGCUCGCCUGUAUACCGUGCCAUCUUCGGCAUCAAGGAGUUUCUUCCUAUAAUGAAUGUCGUGCAAGCAUACUUUCCCACUUCGCUUUUCAUGUCACUAGCAUACUCAAUGUUCGCCUACCUCUUCUCAUGGCAUGACGAGAACUGGGACGAAUCUCAUAAACCUCAUUACUUUCAAUUCACGCCACGUCCAACGUCUGCAAAGGCCAUUCUUCAUUGGGCUAGAUGUGCUAAACUGAGAACUCUGGUACCGUGGAGUAGUACGACGGAUGAUAACACCACUCCAGCGCCAUAUUCGACUAGUUAUGACUUUAGUUGUUUGGGUGAUAUCAAGCUAGCUCUCUUCUAUGGUAGCCGUGAUCGUAUUAUAGAUGGUGAUCGUGUUAUGAGAGAAGCACGUGGCAAAUGCAAUCUCGUAUACGGUGAGCAUCUAGACGGCUACGAGCAUCUGGAUGUAGUCUGGGCAGUUGACGCCAAGAGCCGAGUCUUUGAUCCUAUUGCUCUUAUAUUCGACAGGCUACGCGAAUCCAAAAAGAUCAAGGAAAACCUUCCAACACAUUUCGCAAACCUACCAGACAGCACCAAGAUGGAAGACGGAAUCCAAGACCACGACAGGACUUCGCCAUCCGAUGCACCUGACUCGAGCAUCGCCAUUGAGAACGGACCAGUAGAAAAGUCAGCCAAAGAUGAAAUACCCGACGAAUUAAGAAUACCGAAAGCUCAACGAGCUGCCGUUGUAUUUGAGUUGGGCAAGCCAGUCGUGUUUGAGGACAACUGGCCUGUAUCGACGCCAGGAACUGGAGAAGUGCUUGUUCAUGUUAUAAGGACGGGUGUAUGUCACAGUGAUUUGCAUACAAUGGAAGGAGCAACUCCUGGUACUCCAUUGCCUCAUAUUGGAGGACAUGAGGGAGCUGGGUUUGUCGUAGCUGUGGGAGCAGAAGUACACGAUGUCAAAGUCGGUGAUCGUGUCGGUAUCAAGUUCAUAUCGUAUACAUGCGGAACAUGCGAAUACUGCCUCGCAGGCCACGAAACAGUCUGUGAACGACAACAGACAACUGGAUUGGCUAUACCGGGUACAUUUCAACAAUACGUGAUUGCAAAAGCGCAGGGGCUCGCCCGUAUCCCUGCUGAAGUGUCGUUUGAUCAGGCUGCACCUAUAUUAUGUGCUGGUAUAUCAGUGUACAAGGGACUCAAGGAGCUGGAUAUAAAGGCUGGACAGUGGGUUUGUGUUCCUGGUGCUGGUGGUGGUCUUGGUCACUUGGCAGUUCAAUAUGCCAAGGCAAUGGGAUUCAGGUGUCUAGCAAUAGACGGGGGAGAAUCCAAACGAGAAUUAUGUUUACAGCUUGGUGCAGAUUCGUAUUUGGAUUUUUUGUCUACCAAGGACGUUAUAUCUGAAGUCAUCAAGAUUACUAAAGGAGGUGCUCAUGGUGCUCUGAUUGUCGCUACGAGCCAAGUAGCUUACUCGCAGGCUCCAUUAUAUAUGAGACCAUGGGGCACAAUAGUAUGUAUCUCACUCCCCGCAAACGCCAAACUAGACUCUGUCAUCGCCGAUGUAGUCAUGCGAAGACUGACUAUACGAGGAAGUGUGAUGGGGGAUCGAUUGGAUACCGCCGAAGCCCUCGACUUUGUGGCAAGAGGGCUCGUCAAAUGUAUUGUUGAAGAGUAUCCAUUGUCGGCGCUGAAUGAUGUGUAUAGUCGUAUGCGGAAAGGUGAUAUUGCUGGACGUAUAUUGCUGAAUACCGCUGAAUGA
Synchytrium microbalum is the source of this 2721-nucleotide messenger RNA. RefSeq lists its product as uncharacterized. Gene Ontology annotation, molecular function: oxidoreductase activity; zinc ion binding. The record is from RefSeq and is a predicted model, not a curated record. Lineage: Eukaryota; Fungi; Chytridiomycota; Chytridiomycetes; Synchytriales; Synchytriaceae. Gene Ontology annotation, biological process: lipid metabolic process. Bases 1 to 2721 code for a protein of 906 amino acids. The transcript has 19 exons.